GUUUUUUCAAAAAGUUAGGUUAAGAAUAAUUUGUUUAUUUUUAAAAGAAAAACAGAAAUGGAAGUAAUAAAUGACGAAAGUCCAAGAGUUAUACUUGAAGAAUACAAAGUUACACAGAAUCUACCGAACGGCCCCACAGUCUUAAACGAAAUAUUUUCUAUUAAAACCUUCAAAAAGAAGUUCAGAAUAGUCAUAAUUCGCAAUGAAAACCACGAAAUGGAGUUCGACAUGAUCGGCAUCCAUCCAUUCUUGGCAAAUACAUUCCGAAGGCUCAUCUUGAGUGACGUGCCAAGCAUGGCCAUAGAAAAAGUGUAUAUUAGUAACAAUACUUCUAUCAUUCAGGAUGAAGUGCUGGCGCACAGGUUGGGGUUAAUUCCGCUCAAAGCAGAUCCCAGACUGUUUGAUUAUAAGGAGGAUGCUACUGCAGAAUCUAAUGAAAACGAUUCAUUAGAGUUUGAAUUAAAAAUUAAAUGCAGUUAUAACAAAGAAGCCAACAAAAAAGAUUCUUCAAGAGUAGAAGAUAUGUAUAAAAAUAAUAAUGUGUAUUCAAAGCAUUUAAAGUGGAUUCCUGUAGGAAACCAGAAAGAACGGUUUAAUGAAUCUGACGUGGGGCCAAUCGAGCCGGAUAUUUUGAUAGCGAAAAUGAGGCCUGGACAUGAAUUAGAUUUAAAAUUGGUAGCUGUAAAAAGCAGCGGACGAGAUCACGCCAAAUUUUCACCAGUUGCUACCGCGUUUUAUAGACUUCUCCCAGAUAUCAAACUUUUAAGAGAUGUUGAAGGUGAAGCGGCUUAUAGGCUACAAAGCUGCUUUUCUCCUGGCGUCAUUAGCGUUAGAAACGAAAAGGAUGGCAAAAAAGUUGCAGUCGUAAACAACUCCAGAUACGAUACGAGUAGUAGAAACGUUUAUCGGUAUGAAGAUCUAAAAGAUGCCGUCGUUAUGACAAAGAUUCAAGAUCAUUUUAUUUUCACAAUAGAAUCGGUAGGGGCAAUGCAACCGGAUGUAAUUUUUAAAGAAGCCGUUAAUAUUUUAAGGAAUAAGUGCGCUUCAUUGUUAGAGGAACUUAAUUCUACAAGUUAAUAUAUUUUGUUAUUUUUUCAUGAAUAAUAAAAAUCUAAUAAAUUGAA
Psylliodes chrysocephalus is the source of this 1124-nucleotide messenger RNA. The record is from the annotation of a GenBank genome assembly. Lineage: Eukaryota; Metazoa; Arthropoda; Insecta; Coleoptera; Chrysomelidae.